This is a messenger RNA of Felis catus (domestic cat), 1788 nucleotides long. RefSeq lists its product as uncharacterized. The transcript has 5 exons. NCBI's taxonomy places the organism in Eukaryota, Metazoa, Chordata, Mammalia, Carnivora, Felidae. The record is from RefSeq and is a predicted model, not a curated record. The coding region runs from base 1 to 1038 and encodes 345 amino acids.
AUGCCGCCGCCGCAGCCGCCGCGGUGGCUGCCGCUGCCCCAGCCUCGCAGCCAAUCGCUGCGCGCCGCCGGCCCCGAGCCCCGCGCCCAUUGGCGGGCCGCCGUGGCAAGCCAAUUAGACGGCUACCCAGACCGAACCCAUUUUCCUAUUGGCCGCUGGGGUCUCUGGGACUCCCCUGGAGGGAGCCCCGGGGAAUCAGAGUAUUCGGCGCCGGGUCCCGGGAUAGCGCUGCGGGCCCCGGGGCAUCCUUUGUCCAAGACCCCUGAAUUGGACCGCAGCCGGAGGGCGGGGCCCAGCUCUGGGCGGGCCUGGGCAGAAGAGAGGCUGGCGGCCGGGGCUGUGGGUGCUUCCUCCUCUCUGCCCCUAGGGAUCCUUUGGAGGCUGUGGAUCUCUCGCAGGGGCUUCGAGCUCGAACACGUGGCCCCAAACAGGUCAAGCCAGUCCCAGAGCCCAGGUCCCCAAGAUCAGCUGAGGAGCAGAGAGAAGCUCCCUCGAAGGGACCUGCGGGGGCCUCCGGUGUGUGGGAGGGAGUGGAAGCACGGAGCUGGGCUUUGCUGGCUCUUGGCCUGCAAGGUCUUACCAACCUCCCACCCCGUGUCUCAGUUUUUCCCUCUCGAGUUCCAGUACGGCUGGGAAGGCAGCCGCAGGGCAGGAGCUUCUCGAGGCUGCUCUCGCACACCUCUGCUACCGGGGGAGCGGGUCCUCGAGUGUCUGCAGCUCUCCACUCGCGCACACGCUCGUGUGCCCCGGGAACCUCGCCCCGCCCCACCUUCGCGAGUCCCCGGGCUCAGUCAGCUCCUGCUCCCUCUCACCGCCAGCGCCGCCCCAAAAGGCUGUAGGUGCCCGGGUGCAGAGCGCCGCGGGAGCGCUGGGCGCUGGAGCGAGGUGGGGCGGAGAGAGCGUCGAGCAUUAGACGUCCGGAAAGCACUUCCCCACCUCUGGGAAGAUGGACACGGCGGCGGGACCAAGAAGGAUCCCUUUCUCAAGCACAUGCCUGGUAUCAGGGGAAGGGAACUGAGGACACACAGAGCAGAGUGAAGGCUGGCUAGAGAGGUAGGAAACACCAAAUGCACCUCCUUUCACAACUGUGCCUGCACCUCCUGGAGGAAGAGGAAGGUUCAGCAGUUUUUACUGUACCCUGAAGGCCCCAGAAAGCGCCAGAUGUGAUGAGUGGUCGCAGGUCCGUCUGUUACCCUCCCUGGGCCUUGAAUAUCUAACCAUCGAAGGCCAAAGGUACCUGCCUCACUGCCUCAUUCGUAUGGGUCAAUGAGACGGACGCAGAGGGUUUUGCAAACUGCCCAGACUUUCCAGAGCCAGGGCUGGGGCUGCCAAAAAGGCCACCUGUGCUUCACCACACUCCAUCCUCCCUCCUCACUGCCCAAGCCCCCCCAGACCCGGCUCCACUGGCCCAGUCCUCAGACUUCCUGGCCAACACUGAGCAGGCUCUAGCCAGAAAAGGGCCAGCUGACCUUGUUGGCCAGAGCCCUAAUCCCCUCCAGAUGGGCCAAGGUGGCUUGCACCACCAAAAGCUGCCCAGCCAAAGCUGACCCUGGUCCCACUGAGCAUGUGUGGCUGUGUGUGACCGUGUGCAGACCUUGCAGUGACAGUCCGGUCUCCCACUCCUCCCCACUGCUGACAUCCGACAAACAGUGGCCCCACUCCAGUCUCGCCUCCAACAGCCUCUUCCGGCUGUCUGUACUGGGUGGCUCUGGGGCUGCGACAGUGCCCAGGCUCGGCAGACCCCUGGAGGGUGUGGGGAGGGAGAAGCUCCUCCCACCCCCCCCAGCC